AUGGGGAAAGUUUCUAAAAGAUUUGGGUUUUUGGGUGUGAUCCUAGUGUUGCUCAUUAUUGGAGUUGCGGAAUGUAGGAGACUCGAGAAGGACUGGGAGGCGGUGGUUUUGGAGGAGGUGGAGGUGCUGGUGGAGGAUUUUGGUGGUGGUGCUGGUGGAGGUGGAGGAUUUGGUGGUGGUGCUGGUGGAGGUGGUGGUCUAGGUAGUGGUGGAGGUCACGGGGGUGGUGCUGGAGGAGGAUUUGGCGGUGGUACUGGUGCUGGUGGAGGCCGUGGUGGUGGUGCUGGAGGAGGAUUCGGCGGUGGUGCUGGAGGAGGUCAAGGGGGUGGUGCCGGAGGAGGAUUUGGCGGAAUGAAUACUCAAUGCGAUUCGGAAUGA
Molecule: messenger RNA, 378 nt
Organism: Microthlaspi erraticum
Lineage: Eukaryota; Viridiplantae; Streptophyta; Magnoliopsida; Brassicales; Brassicaceae
Source: the annotation of a GenBank genome assembly